AUGCCUGCGCCCCCUUCAUCACCCACGGCGACGACGAGCGCACGUUUAGCCUCAAUUCUUCUCAAAAUCGUGAUCUCAUCAUCCGUCUGCAUCUUGGAAGCCAAAAACCAGGACGAGAUGACCUCGACCAAGAAGUCAGCGCUCAAGGAUUAUGGGAAUGGAGCUGGGGCAUCUAUUGACGCUGGUAUGAGGAAGAAGUCCUCAGGAAGAGUCAACGGACGUGAUGCGAAUGUGGCCGCGCGCGUUGAUGUGGAGCGGGCGGCGUUGCUGGCUGAGCGGCAGAUAGAGCUGGAUAAAAUUCUGGACCGACACGAUGAUUUGAUCAGGGAGGCGUUUCACCUCGAGAAGUUUAGGACUCUGGUUUCGUAUAACCCCAAGACACAGGAAGCCAAGGCGGAUACUUCCACUGUCUUCGAGGAAUACAAAGCACAAUAUGAUCUUCUUGGAAAUUCAUCUACCUCUGUUGAAACAUCACGACGGACGACGCGACGUUCGCAUCAAGAGCGUGUCGAACUCUUGAAAGGACCCGUCGCUGGACCCUCGACACCGCUUGUCAUGGCGCCACCUCCGGUCAAGUCGAAGCAAGCUCGUCCCAUUCAGCAAUGGGACAACUCGAUCUGGGAUAUCCUUGCAGACGCGAAAGGCAAAGGAAAAGGGAAGGGGAAGGAGAUGACUGAAACCGAACCACCGACCUCGAAACUGUCCAAAAGGAAGUCUCUUUCCAAAUCCAUCGCUGAUGAUCCCAACCCUCUUUCAGCCCCGAAAGACAGUACCAGGCGAUCCUAUAAGGGAAAGAAGCGUACCUCAUUCGUGGGCGAACCUCGCAGCAUAGGUUCUGUGAUAGACCUGGUCGAUGAUGACCAGGCGACAUCGACCCCGGCUCGUACAAGGGGGCGCCAAAGUCUGCCUAACAUAUCCAUCAACGGGAGCACGGUAUCCUCUGACACCUUCCCACCUCCACAGAAGAGGCAGAGGGUCGUUCAUGAUUUUGACGAUGAUCGUCCCCCAGUUUCCCAGUUUUCCUCACAUGUUGACCUAUCCUCAUCAUCGAAGCCUCGCCAGUCCCGCCAUUCUCAGCGUCGAAAGGUGACUUCCCAUGCUGCCCCAGAACCGGCCCCAUCGAAGUCACAAAAUCUCCUGAUACACACACCAUCAAAGGCAAAGAUUGCUGUGCCUCUAGAACCCAUCUCGUCAGUCAAGCGCAUCAAGCUGAUAGUACGCCGCCCACCUCCAACCUACACUAAUCCUCGCCAACGACCACCACCUCCACGUUUUGGCAAUUCACUUUCUUCUCUCCUCUCGUCGUAUGCCAUGCUCGACGGAAAUGAGCGAUCUUCAGUCGAAUUAGAACACGAUGCUCGCCAAAAAGCUAUCUUCAUGGAGCAGGUGUACAGCCUUCAAAAGCAGGGCCGGAUGCUGCUGCGGCCGGAUCUGGCUACAGUGGCGGAUCGCAAUGCUGUCUCGGUGAAAAUCAAGCGUGGUAUGGACGCCUGGGAUCAUAUCGUCGAGGAAAUGCAAGAUCAUCGUGGGGAACGCGACACAGGGCAGCAGAUUGCCGCUUCUAUCGCGAAGAAAAUGCGCGCACAUUGGGAGUCUCUGGCUCUUAAAGAGGGCUCGGCACGGAUAGCGGAGGAAAAGCGGAUGAAGAAACUGGCGAAGACCAGGUCUAUUAUGGUCGUUACCGAGUGGAAAAAGGCAGUUUUCCACAUUCGUGAACAAGAACGGCUAGCGCGGGAGGCGGAAGAGAUAAAGAAGGGAAGGGAGCAUCUUGACGCGAUUCUCACUCAGUCAGGCCAAAUUUUGGAGACGCAGCAAUUAGAUCUCAGUCGAGCCGGGAGGUCAGGAAGUCGGUCGAGCAGUGUCUCCGCUUCACUGCGGGAUUGGGAAGAAGACGACAAAGAAGAAGACGUGAGCGAUGAAGAGAGCGAGCACCUCGAGUCUGUUGAAGAGGAAGUUGAUGAUCAAGAGGGCGGCAUCGACGAUGUGUUGAAGGAAAUAGGCAAGGAGGAAGAGAAACAAGCUCUCAGUGAGGCUGGGACUCGCGACAUAACGGAGAAUGAAGAGGACAGUAGCGAAGAAGGAGACGAAGAUACUACGGCGCUGGCAUUGCUCGGAGGUCCCGUUCAGACAGCUGCAGAGGACGUAGACGACACAUUUUCUCCUUCUUCUGAUUUGGUGGCGACGCCGUCUAAUGAUCCUGUGGCGAACUCUCCACCUGCGACAUCAUAUACCGAACCACAUAAUCCCUACUCUUCGCAUCAUUCGAUGGAUUACGAUCUGGCGCCUUCCCUUCCUCACCCGCUUGAUACAGUUAUUUUCCAUCAUGAUCAUGACGACAUUCGUCCCAUCGGAAUGCCGCCUCCUUUCAAAGAGCGAAAUCUACCUUCAUCAACAGACAUCCCCUCUUUCAAGGAUAUGGAGGUCGAUGCGCCAGCCACGCCUCCAAGGUCAGAGCCUGUAUUUGACGAAAACAUGUUCGUUCGCAAUUCAGUCGAAGGAAGCGAAAUGGACACAGAACCUCGCUUGCCCAAAUCCUUUAUACCCAAGUUAUCUCUCGACGUUGAAGAUCUUCGAUUCAAGAGCCGCGAAAGCUAUGACUCAGAGCGUAGGGAAAGCAUCACCGUGACACCUGCCGAGUUGGAAGCUGAUGAGACUACUGCUGUGCCGGAAGACUUUGAGGACGAAGAAGUUGAGGAUCUGUCCAUGAUACCUUACUAUCUCAAACCGUACGCUAUCGCGCCUGUUGAGUGGAACUCUGAAAGUCAAGUCAAACCUCCCGUCCUUCUCCGAGGAAUGCUCCGACCAUAUCAACAAGCAGGUUUGGAAUGGCUUGCCAGCCUUCAUGUCAGCAACCUCAACGGAAUUCUCGCAGACGAGAUGGGGCUUGGUAAAACAAUUCAAACCAUCGCGCUUCUAGCUCAUCUAGCGUGCGAUCGUGGGAUUUGGGGCCCUCAUCUCAUCAUCGUUCCGACCAGUGUGUUGCUCAACUGGGAAAUGGAGUUCAAGAAGUUUUUGCCAGGUUUCAAGGUGUUGGCUUACCACGGGCCCACAAAGCGACGGAAGGAAUUGCGACAGGGUUGGAACGACAAAUUCCAUUUCAAUGUCUGCAUCACGUCGUAUACGCUAGCCAGUCGAGAUGCCCAUAUAUUCAAGCGAAAGCCCUGGUAUUAUAUGAUUCUUGACGAAGCCCACAUGAUCAAAAACUUCAAGUCGCAGCGAUGGAAUAUUCUUCUUAUGUUUAGAUCCUUCCGCCGACUACUCCUCACUGGCACACCGCUGCAGAACAACCUGACGGAACUUUGGGCCCUGCUCCAAUUCUUGAUGUCCGGCGCGAAUUUCGCGAACCUCAAGGAAUUCGGGGAGUGGUUUUCAAAUCCAUUAGAGAAGGCUAUCGAGAUGGGGAAUGUUUUGGAUGACGAGAUUCAGCAACGGGUAUCCAAGCUGCACACUGUCCUAAGGCCUUACUUAUUACGCCGACUCAAGCGUGACGUUGAGAAGGAGCUGCCCAGCAAGUACGAGCAUCUUGUCCUCUGUCCGCUUUCCAAACGUCAAAGGUUCCUCUACGACGAGUUCAUGUCCAGGGCGCAGACACGCAAUGAUCUAUCGUCUGGUGUAUACCAGAAGAUUGCAAACAUCCUCAUGCAGCUGCGCAAGGUCUGCAACCAUCCCGACUUGUUCGAGGUGCGACCCAUCGUCACAUCAUUCUCCAUGGAGAGUUCCGCAAUCGCCGACUUCGAGAUCAAAGAGCUCCUCGUCCGCCGCAGCCUGCUUCUACGGGACGACGCAGACGCCGUGGUCAAUCUUGAUCUUCUAGGCUUCCAAUUCAUCCAUCAGCAGAAUACGUCAUGGAUCGCUGCCUCAGAGACACGGCUUUUAGACGCAACCUCUCACUUACCCUUCGUAGGACAGCUUCCUGGCGCACCUCCACCGCAUGACGUGCGCAGCAAGAAGGGCUUCAAGACGUAUCGCGAGUUUCAGCAACGCGCAGCGACUAUUGCUCGCUGGGCACACAUUGGAUAUCUCAAUCGUCUGCGGUGUAACCAAUUGCCUGUCUACAGCAGCGAGCUACUGACCGCGGUGAACCAGCUGAGUCGACCUUUGCUGCCUGCCUCUGCCAUUGAUCGCAUAGCCGGUUUUUUCAAUACCUCGGAACUGGUUCACUCUGCGAUCAAGUCAUACGAGACUCGUGGAGAAGAGAUGGCUCCGAUCGUAGACAAAUUCGCCUGCAUCACACCAGCUGUUGUCGCUCGUGAUCUCCCUCGAUUGGCUCUUAGCGGAUAUACGGAAGCAGUCCACGAGAUCGCGGCGGAUAUACAGUUCGAUGCCAUUCUUCAUAAAGCUAGCGUGAAGCUGCAGGUUGCGUUCCCAGACCCUUCGCUCCUCCAGUAUGACUGUGGUAAACUUCAGGAAUUGACCCGACUGCUCAGAGAACGCAAAGCGGGCGGCCAUCGUGUCUUGAUCUUUACGCAAAUGACACGGAUACUGGAUAUUCUAGAGAUUUUCUUGAAUUUCCACGGCCAUUUGUAUCUUCGGUUGGACGGUGCAACGAAGAUCGAGGAUAGGCAGUAUGUCACUGAGCGGUUCAAUUCUGACCCCCGGAUAUUUUGCUUUAUUGCAUCAUCGCGGUCCGGUGGUGUUGGUAUCAACUUGACGGGCGCCGACACGGUCGUCUUCUACGACAGUGAUUUCAAUCCCCAGAUGGAUCGACAGUGCGAAGAUAGGGCUCAUCGUAUCGGUCAGAUCCGAGACGUCCAUAUUUACCGGUUCAUAUCACAACACACUGUGGAGGAAGCGAUGCUUCGCAAGGCAAACCAGAAACGCUCUUUGGAUGAUAUUGUCAUCCAAAAAGGCGAAUUCGAUUGGCGUUCACUCUUCAGUACUAAUGACGACACGGGCGCUGAGGUACUGACCAAGGCACUGGAGGAGUUCGCGGACACGGAGGAUGCGUACGCGGCAAAGUUGGCGGCACGGGAGGCGGGUGAGCUUGAGGGUGCAGAUCAAGCUGAUUUCGGGGAGGAUGCUGGGGCGGGGACAGGGUUAGCUCGUAAAGAGAGUGUCGAUGCAAUGUCGAUCACACCAGUCGAUGAAGGUGAUGUAGACGAGGAGGAGCAAGAGCUGGAACCGGAGCAAGGGCAGGAGCAGGGGGGUUUUCUGGAUGUUGCUGGAGGCGAGGGCGAAAAUGCAGGUGAGGAUCAGGAAGACGAGGGAGGGACCACUGUCGACUAUAUGCUCAGCUUCGUACAGUAUGAUUAUGAUUUUUUCAGAGACUGGAAAGUGUAGUCGAAGCUUUUUAUUGUUUUCCUCUUGAUGCUAUCCCACUCAGUCCUUAUGUUGCUUGUAGUCUUAUUGUCCGUCGUGUUUUUUUGGUUCGUCACACCUCUGCCCCUUGUUUCGCUAUAUUACAGCCCCUUUGAACAGUUUUACGCAUCAUCUUGGUGUACACGGGUCCUCGCUUCGGAUGUAGGGAUAACAUUCGGCGCUGAUCGGUUGUUUGUGG
Heterobasidion irregulare TC 32-1 is the source of this 5497-nucleotide messenger RNA. RefSeq lists its product as uncharacterized. Gene Ontology annotation, cellular component: Swr1 complex. Gene Ontology annotation, molecular function: histone binding; ATP binding; ATP-dependent chromatin remodeler activity. The coding region runs from base 1 to 5280 and encodes 1759 amino acids. The record is from RefSeq and is a predicted model, not a curated record. Lineage: Eukaryota; Fungi; Basidiomycota; Agaricomycetes; Russulales; Bondarzewiaceae. The transcript has 11 exons.